Heterostelium album PN500 is the source of this 495-nucleotide messenger RNA. RefSeq lists its product as uncharacterized. The transcript has 6 exons. NCBI's taxonomy places the organism in Eukaryota, Evosea, Eumycetozoa, Acytosteliales, Acytosteliaceae. Bases 1 to 495 code for a protein of 164 amino acids. The record is from RefSeq and is a predicted model, not a curated record.
AUGGAAGACAUCGAGUUUGGUGGUGGGUGGCCAGAGUCCGAUACAGACUCUACAGAUCUUCCAAGGAUAAGAUUCAAAAACAUAUUUUCGGAAUUAUUAAUUAUACCACAAUCACCAACAAUGAAUCACCACCACUGCGACAUGAAUAAUCCUAUUAUCGAAGCUAUUGGAUCUGGUGUAUCUAUUAUUGAGGAGCAUCCUCUUUGCCAAGGAUCCACUGGUAUCAAUGCACUUAAUUCAUACACUCUAGUUGAAGCAACAAUGAAUGGCAAUGGGUUCCGAUGUUACUACAGACCUGUGACUGUCUCAUAUCACUACACAACGACUAUCAUAAUCAUUGGUCAAUAUUAUGUUAUGUUAGUUGUUAAAAAGAUAUUGAUCAACCACUUGAUCAGUCAGGAUCAAUUAUAUCAACCACCAAUAACAGUAGCCAUAAGUUCAAUUAUAUCAAAUGGGCAAUUGGUCGAUAAAGAUAUCGAGUUAACCAACAUUUAG